Messenger RNA from Meyerozyma guilliermondii ATCC 6260, 513 nucleotides. RefSeq names its product Med21p (gene MED21). Gene Ontology annotation, biological process: regulation of transcription by RNA polymerase II. Lineage: Eukaryota; Fungi; Ascomycota; Pichiomycetes; Serinales; Debaryomycetaceae. Gene Ontology annotation, cellular component: mediator complex. The record is from RefSeq and is a predicted model, not a curated record. Gene Ontology annotation, molecular function: transcription coregulator activity. The transcript has a single exon. Bases 1 to 513 code for a protein of 170 amino acids.
AUGUCGGACCGAUUGACCCAGCUCCAGGUUUGUUUGGACCAGCUCGUCGAGCAGUUUAACGCCACCGUCAACUAUGUGAACACAAACUGUGAAAAUGCCCUUUUAGACGACGAUCCAAUGUCCGUUUCCAACUUGGCAGCAGCUGCUCCUCUUCCUGGCCAACAGCAACAAGCCACUCCAGCCGGUAGUAAUCGCCAAACCAACGCUGCCAACUCAGUAUCGAACCAGCCGACUGCACACGCAGAAGCAGAGACCAAUUUUGAGAAUACAAUUAGUGAACUUUCCACGGAUCUCAUCUUAAAGUCUCGUCAGAUCACCAUGUUAAUAGAUUCACUUCCUGGUAUAGGUGUAGCACCUGAGACCCAAUUUGAGAUGCUCCAGAAGUUGUCCAAAGAGCUCCAGGACGUGGAAAAAGAGCGCAAGGAAAAAAUCAAAGAGAAGGACCAGUUGUUGAAAAAGUGUGAGCACUUGAUAGUGCAGUUGUCCAACGGGAUUCUGACCACAAGAAACUGA